GGCUUUGACAGGGGCAAGAAGAGGUGUCCUUGCGGCGGGGGCGGCGGCGGCGGCGGCGCCGCGAAUGAAUCCAUCACCUGGUGAGUCCCCGGUGGCGGCGGCGGCGAUUUUGUCACCAAGAUCGCCAAGAAGAAGUAGUUCUAGCCCUAGGAGUGGAGGCCGCAGCAGCAGCAGCAGCAGCAAGGAUCCUUCUUUAUGGCACAGAGACGAGGGCUCCCACCCCGGAGACGCCCUCUGGAUGUCAUCGUCGUCAUCUUUCUCCUCGUCAACAUCCCCAUCGUCUUGUUCCUCGAGGCGCAGGCGGUGCUACCGUCGUGGCUCUUCCCAAAGUUCCUCCAGGGCCUCGUCAAGUGGCACGUCCGCGCCAAUGGCGAUUUUUUCAUGAGGGACAUGCCAUCCUACUUCAAGGGCAUUGUCUUGGCAGACCUCUUCUUCCGGCUGCCAUUGCUCUUCCUCAACGCUAAGGCCUUCUACUAUGGAAAGGACUGGGGACGAUUGACAGGGAUUUUGUAUGGAGUUCACUCCACAACGAGUCUGGUUCCAUUGCUCUCGGAGAUCUAUCUCACGCACUCGGCCAAGAAAUCCAGGUUGCUCAUGGUGUACGUGCCACACUUGGUCGUCUCGCUUUACGUUCUCCUCCGGGUGUUGCCCGUUGCUCACCCCUUUAGCACUCCAUAUCCUUACGCAAAGGCAGGCAGGAGAAUGUAGCGCGCGCGCACAAGAGGCUCUAGGCGUUUUGUGUGUGCGUGCCAAAGCCAGCCAUUGUAAAAUUCCCUUGUUUGGUUCACAGCUCCCACUUCUCAACUCCUCUCUACUCGAUGAUCUUGGCUCCACGAACGUUGGAGCUGCCUAAACACCGCCACAAAGCUCCUAGAUCAAAUACCGAGUUUUUUCUACGCAGAAAGUUAAGCUCUUUUGGUCCCGGCUUUGUAAAUCGGAGCUAGAUCACACUAUGUUCUUCAGCUCUUAUAAACAAAAUCCACAACUUUGGAAAGGA
Molecule: messenger RNA, 997 nt
Organism: Selaginella moellendorffii
Lineage: Eukaryota; Viridiplantae; Streptophyta; Lycopodiopsida; Selaginellales; Selaginellaceae
Product: sigma intracellular receptor 2
Exons: 3
Coding region: 196-708 (170 amino acids)
Cellular component (GO): endoplasmic reticulum
Source: RefSeq, a predicted model, not a curated record